Molecule: messenger RNA, 1368 nt
Organism: Serpula lacrymans var. lacrymans S7.9
Lineage: Eukaryota; Fungi; Basidiomycota; Agaricomycetes; Boletales; Serpulaceae
Exons: 8
Molecular function (GO): metalloaminopeptidase activity; manganese ion binding
Source: RefSeq, a predicted model, not a curated record
AUAGUCCUUUUGGCGGGGGAACAUACACCCUUUAGACAUGACACCGAUCGCGAGAUGCCAUUCAGACAGGAGUCCAACUUCUACUAUCUCUCAGGAUGCACCGUCCCUGCCUCCUUCCUCCUCCUCGUUUACCAGGCUUCGACAUCGCUUUCAAAGACCCCUGUCAUUGAUCUGUUUAUCCCAAAGGCAGAGUUGGCAGACAUGAUGUGGAGUGUACCCCCACCUUCGCUGGAAGUGGCUAAGCAGACGCAUGAGGUGACAAAGGUCGAUCACCCAACUGCUCUACCUGAAGCUAUUCAGGAUCUCGUAAAAGCGUUUCCAGAAGCACUGUUCCAUACUCUUCCCAGGAACUCGCCCCUUUUCCCAGAGCUUCCAGAGGAGUACACGUCUGCUGUAUUGUCUCCUAGUAAUCCAUCUGGCGCGGUGACCGAUGCGUAUCUCUUGUCAGCUCUCCAUCGCGCGAGGUUAACAAAGGAUGAGGAUGAGAUUCGGUACAUCAAACAUGCAAACGAGAUUAGCUCGCGUGCACAUGAGGUCGUCAUGAGAGUUCUAGGGAAAGCCAAAGAAGCUGAAGCAGAGGCUAUUUUUGUAGCGUCAUGCAGAAGGGAAGGGGCUGUACAUCAAGCUUAUUUGCCUAUAGUCGCUGCCUCGACAAGAGCUUCAACUUUGCACUACUGCUGCAACGAUCGUGAAUUUUCUUGGGGGCCUCUGAAUCCGCAGGUCUUGCUCAUUGACGCUGGAUGCGAAUGGAACUGUUAUGCUUCUGAUAUUACCAGGACUAUGCCUGUAGGCAAUGGUGGCAAGUUCACGCCCGAGGCAAAGGCUAUAUAUGAACUUGUACUUGAGAUGCAAAAACUUUCUAUGGACAUACUCCGCGCAGGCCUCCAUUGGGAUGCUGUUCAAUUACUGUGCCAUCGGACUCUCGUUAAGGGUUUCCAACGCCUCGGCAUCUUCAAGACGCCCAACUCAACCAACUCGGGUUCGUGGAAUGCCGAAGAGGCCAUCCUCGCCUCUGGCGUGAGCGCUGCAUUUUUUCCUCAUGGUGUAGGCCACUCUUUAGGCAUGGACGUACAUGAUGUGCCGAGCGCGAGUAAGCCAGCCGCAUUCUAUGCGUACUUGAGAUUGCGAUUGCCAUUAGAGGAGGGUAUGGUUGUGACUGUGGAGCCUGGGAUUUACUUCUCGCCCCAUUUGCUAGCCCCUGUGCGUGACUCGAAGCACAUCGAUCACGAGGUGCUCAAGAAGUACGAAAACGUCGGCGGAGUAAGGAUCGAAGAUGUUGUGUUGAUUACUAAGAAUGGGCAUGAAAACUUGACGACGGUGAGGAGCGAUGUAGAGUGGCUGGAGAAGGUUUGUUCAGGAGAAAUCUGA